AAAAUGGAGUUAGAGUUGAGUUGAAAUUGAACUUCGGUGGAGAUGCCCAGCCCUGGUAUUGCUCUAUUUGUCAAUAUUAUUUGCUGAAGAUACCAGAUUUCAAAUCUGUUUCAUGACCGAGAUUUAGGUACUUAACUUUCACGUGGUAUCACGCACUUUUAUUUAUCCUAUUAUAAAGAUUGCUCACAUUCUGGACAAAAUGGUUCAGCUAAUGCUUUUUUGAAUAAUACAAAAGAUAAUUAUACAAUUACUGCCUGUGUAUUUCCAUUAAAUCCAUUAAUUGUUGGCAUUACUAGUUCACCGUUUGUAUUAUUACCACCAUCUCAACCAUUAUUUGCCUAUUUACCAUUACAAAAAAUGAUAGAUUUAUUACCAAAAGCUUAUGAAGAUUUUAUAAAAUUACCUUCACGUUUAAAAGAUGCGAAUCUGAAAAUAAGAAGAAUACCGAAUGAAAUAGAAGUAUUAAAAUAUUUUCUAAAACUGAUACCAAUCAAAAAUGAAAUCGACCCAUAUUUUAAUACUUUUAUUAAACAUACAACGGAAAUAUUAAUGGGUCAAGUUAAACUUCCGGUGAUAAAUGUUGUAAAAAGGACUAGUGAAAGUGAAAGUAAGUGA
This is a messenger RNA of Didymodactylos carnosus, 615 nucleotides long. Lineage: Eukaryota; Metazoa; Rotifera; Eurotatoria; Philodinida; Philodinidae. The record is from the annotation of a GenBank genome assembly.